GGAAGAAGGGAGGGAGGGAAGGAGGGAGGGAGGGAAGGAGGAAGAGGCCGGAUGGUGGGAGCAGCGCAGGGGGCGGGGGGAAGCAGGGCCGAGGGCGGGGGGAAGCAGGGCAGAGGGCGGGGGGAAACAGGGCAGAGGGCGGGGGGAAGCAGGGCAGAGGGAGGGGGGAAGCAGGGCAGAGGGAGGGGGGAAGCAGGGCAGAGGGCGGGGGGAAGCAGGGGAGAGGGCGGGGGGAAGCAGGGCAGAGGGCGGGGGGAAGCAGGGCAGAGGAUGGGGGGAAGCAGGGCAGAGGAUGGGGGGAAGCAGGGCAGAGGAUGGGGGGAAGAGGGGCAGAGGAUAG
Closterium sp. Naga37s-1 is the source of this 340-nucleotide messenger RNA. The record is from the annotation of a GenBank genome assembly. Lineage: Eukaryota; Viridiplantae; Streptophyta; Zygnematophyceae; Desmidiales; Closteriaceae.